Molecule: messenger RNA, 4097 nt
Organism: Plectropomus leopardus (leopard coralgrouper)
Lineage: Eukaryota; Metazoa; Chordata; Actinopteri; Perciformes; Serranidae
Gene: ptger4a
Product: prostaglandin E receptor 4 (subtype EP4) a
Biological process (GO): negative regulation of inflammatory response; adenylate cyclase-activating G protein-coupled receptor signaling pathway; inflammatory response
Cellular component (GO): plasma membrane
Molecular function (GO): prostaglandin E receptor activity
Source: RefSeq, a predicted model, not a curated record
CGGUGAGAUACAUGUGCUUAUGUCUUACAGAGCCAUCUGAGGAUCUGAUAGGUACCGUCGGUGACCACAGGAGCAGCCACAUGAUGCUCUGCAGGGGGAAGAACUUUUUUUAAGUUUUAAGAUAAGGUACAAAGUGUUUUUUUUUUCCUGCUUUGACAAUGUUGCUUCUUUCAAGUGCAAAUAACUUUUCUGCUCUGGACUGGAAAUACUGGCGCUAAGAGAAGUUGUUUCACUCGCCUUGAACUGCGGCAGAAGGACAUCACGAUGAAUAAUCAAUCGAUGACAGGGAGGACGAUGGUCCCGACCAUCCCGUCCAUUAUGUUUAUUUUCGGGGUGGUUGGGAACGUUAUCGCCAUUGUGGUUCUUUGUAAAACGCGUAAAGAACAGAAAGAAACCACGUUUUACACGCUUGUGUGUGGACUGGCGGUAACGGACCUUCUGGGCACACUGCUGGCCAGUCCGGUCACUAUCGCCACUUACGUGAAAGGCUCAUGGCCCGGAGAGGACCCGCUGUGCCAGUACUUUGGAUUCACCCUGCUCUUCUUCUCUCUGGCGGGGCUCAGUAUCAUCUGUGCCAUGUCGGUGGAGAGAUUCAUCGCCAUAAAUCAUGCCUACUUCUAUAACGACUAUGUGGACCAAAAACUGGCGGGGCUGACUCUCCUGGCGAUCUACAUCUCCAACGCGCUUUUUUGCGCCCUGCCGAUUGUCGGUUUUGGGCAGGUGAAAAAACAGUACCCACAAACUUGGUGUUUUUUAGAGUGGAGGAGCAACAAGACCAGCGAUGCCGCCUACUCCUACAUGUAUGCGGGGUUCAGCUCUCUUCUUAUUCUCACCACUGUUAUCUGUAACGUGCUGGUGUGCGGGGCUCUAAUCCGCAUGCACCGGCGCUUCGUGCGCAGAAUGUCGCUGGGAACUGAUCUGGGGCGCAACGUGAACGUGGACCCGCCGAGGAGAGGACGCAGUUUUGGACGUCUGGCAGGAGCAGAGAUCCAGAUGGUCAUUCUUCUUAUAGGCACGUCGGCAGUGGUGCUUAUCUGCUCCAUCCCACUUGUCGCUCAGGUGUUUUUGAACCAGCUGUAUAAGACUCCAGUGGAACUGCGUUUGGACAAAAACCCAGAUCUAAGAGCGAUACGCUUUGCGUCCUUCAACCCCAUUCUUGACCCCUGGAUCUACAUCCUACUCCGUAAGGCUGUUCUUCUAAAGCUCAUCGAGAAAAUCAAGUGCUUAUUUUGCAAGAUGGGGGCACGGAGGCAACAGAGACAAGGGAACUUUCACUGUAUGGACGCUCAGCAACUAUCCUCGGUCAUCUCUAACCGGGACUCACACUCCCUUGUUUCCCACGACCUACGAGACUUCACCAGCAGCUCCCAGACCUUCCUCUACCUGCCAGAGGGGAGUGAAGGGUACAAAGGAAGCUGCCAUAAAGCAGACAGACUCUCUGGUUCACAACCUGCAUCGGUCAAAGACUCAAAAGCUUCUUAUUCGUCUGAGCAGGGAAGCGUUGAGGCUCAGAGUGGUGAAGGGACAAAUAUAGUUAGGGACCUCUCUGCUCUGCCAUGCCCGAAAGACCCAGCACUUCAGGUGUCGCUGAGCACUCAAACAGUGGAGGAAAAAUGCAUCUAACUCUAAGGCACAUAAAAAUAAUAAAUGACUCUCCUUGUGAGGUCAGACACAUGAAGCGAGAAAGAGAGACAGAUGAUCUUGAAGCACUGUGAGCUUUAUCGUCCUGUUGUUCUCUGGUUCAGCACUAAGCUACCUCAAGUGAUGACUAUCUCUGACUGUGUGUGCAGAUUCUGUCAUUUUGCCCAAAACACAUGUUGGUCUAACAGAGAUCACUCACUUCUUAAUGACUCAAGUGUCAGUGAUGGAAAAGUGAUUCUUCCUAAUUUCAUCUACUUUGCUCAAUCAUUGUGGAAACCUUUACUGUAAAAUAGAUCAGGCUCAGUUGUUAAGAAUAACUGAGUCACACACUUGUGGCCAAUACAGUAAAUGAAAUAGUAUUGGUUGUGACCCCAAUGAGUAAUCAGUGGCAUGUGCGAUUGAUUUGUGUAACAAACUCUAUUGUACAGUGCUUAUUGAAGGACAUGUUGUGUUAGUUCCAUGACUAAUGUACAGUGCAGUAUUAUUAUGUGGUGAACACAAACGCUUUUGUUCCUUAUUCCUGGAAUACACACAAAUAUGUCAAAUGACUGAAAAAAAAUGGUUUUCCAUCCUACAAUGAGGGUACAAAAAUUCCUGUGCCAUAGUUAUUAAAUGUCCCAUGUGCAACAUUUAGGGGGAUUAAGUUGCAUCUAUAGCGAUGAGGGUUACAGAUUGCAACCAGCUGAAACGUCUCCUGCUUAAGGCUCAUAUAUACUCCCUUUAUCUACAAAAAAAAAGAUCCAUCUGUUUCAUAUGUUGUAAAAGUCACUGUCCAUAGGCAUAGACACAGCCAAUAAGUGGCACUAGAGGGCAGAGUCACUAGUUUCACACAACAACAAACAUGGCGAUGGUGCAGGUGGUCAUGAUAUUGUACCUUUAAGCAGAGUCUGUGCUCGAUACCAUGGAGGUAUAUACGGCAUUAUAUACAUCCCAACAUGUGGACGGAGAAAUAUUUUCUCCAAUUUCACCAUACAUUACUAUAUGGUAUUAUAUAUUACUGAUUUGUGCCUUUCUGCCAUUGUUUAAAUUUCGUUGACUUCUCUUACGCUACACUGUCUCCACAAUCUCUGGUGGUUCUACUCAAUUUUGUCUGUAAGCUUUUAGAAAACAUGCACAAAUAUGGACAAAAUGAAUGCAGAGUACAGACAGAAGGCUCUAUCGGUCUCUGUUAGUAAAGUUUAGUAUAAAUAAACCCAGGGGAUUCCUACAGUGUUCAUUAUUCUGAAAGUUUUUACCCAGAGGUCUCUUUUUCUAAACCAAACGAACUCGGUGAUUAAAAUCAGGAAAGACUGAAUAACAGUUUCACACACCAAAUCAGUCUUUCUCUGACACUGUGUUGCAGACAGUGCACUUGCCCAGCACCUGCUAAUGUGUGCUCGCCUUUUUUUAUUGACAACUUGAGACCCAGACGUUCAGGAGGUUCAGAAUAAAGCAGUUUCACAUUAAAAAAAUAGCGUUUCAUGACAACUCCUCAUUUUGAAGGGGCUGCUAACAAUGGUGGCUAUUGUGAAAAUACAAAUUGCCAUAUCCAGAACUGGUAUUUGGCAUUUUCGCAGGAAAUUUAACCACAGAUUUUUUUUGUAGCUUCAGAAAAUUUGGUGUGAAGAUAGACAAACGUUGUUUAACGUAGAGUAUUAAGAUGAAUAUAUUUUAACACACUGUGCAUGUGAAAAAAAUGGCGUUGUAGAUGAUGUAUGUUGUGUAAAGUAUUGUUUGAAAUGAAAUUAUUCUUCUCUAGGAGAAGGUUUUAGUUGAUAAAUCACAACACUAAAGGGAUUAUCCCCCCUUAAGAUCAUACUCAUGCUCAUCUUAUUGUACAAAACUAACAGAGAAAAUCAGGACUUCAUAAAAUGGUUUUUAACUGUUAAAGCUGCAGCUAAUGUUUUUUUUUUUCAAUAUCAUUUAUUUUGCUGUUAAUCCAUUAAUUGUUUAGUCAAACUGUCAGAAAAUUGUCAGUUUUUGUGAUUCUGUGACGCGUUUUUUCCAAUGGCAGAUUUCCACUUUAAUAUCUUAAUUUAGUUAAUUGGCACCUUCAGCUGCUGUCUCAUCUUUACAGAAAAUAGACUGAACUUUUAAACUCCCGUUUGUUUGAGCUUUUCCACUCAAAUGAGUUUUAUGUCUUAGCUACAGCAGCUUUGAAGCACACAGACUGCCUCCGUUUCCCUGUUAUUAAAUCAGCUCCAGAUUGUUGCUUCAUGUUGGAUUUUAUUCUUGCCUUGCUUGUUUCUCCUGUUGCUGUUAAUUUUAGACAAGCUUGUUAGUGUGGAUAAAAUCACACCCCUUGAGACUGCAGUUAUAUUUGUUUAAAGGUAGAGUUUGGCAGAAAAAGUGGCCUAUUAAACAAGGUCUUCUAAUUUAUUGUUUAAUUCUUUAUUUUUUAAUUAUGCACUUUAUUUUGUUAUAAUGUGUUCUUCAUUCUUUUUAUACUGUAAUGUAUAAUUAAAUAUGUGAACAUA